This is a messenger RNA of Carassius gibelio (silver crucian carp), 1575 nucleotides long. It is a transcript of the gene fblim1, whose product is annotated as filamin binding LIM protein 1. Gene Ontology annotation, biological process: cell-cell adhesion. The transcript has 9 exons. Gene Ontology annotation, cellular component: stress fiber; focal adhesion. Gene Ontology annotation, molecular function: filamin binding. The coding region runs from base 195 to 1136 and encodes 313 amino acids. NCBI's taxonomy places the organism in Eukaryota, Metazoa, Chordata, Actinopteri, Cypriniformes, Cyprinidae. The record is from RefSeq and is a predicted model, not a curated record.
GCCUGCUGCAGAUACGACCCUGACUCUCUCUCUCUCUCUCUCUCUCUCUCUGUCUGUCGCUCUGUCUCUGAGUGACUACAGCGCUGCAGAUCGAAAGGAACGAGGAACCACACAGAGAGGAAGAGAUCGAUCUGCUGUUCAGAGUGUGCUGAAGAUCGUGUGGACAGAUCUGUGAAGUUCUCCAGCGCAGCAUCAUGGCGUCUGCGGCUCCUCAGAAGAGGAUGGUGUCGUCUGUCUUCAUCACCCUGGCGUCUCCGUUUGGGGCGAGUAUCACGCCGACGGCUCGCGUCCACAGCAGCCCGCUGCGCCGCUCCAUGACCCCACAGGACGCUCCGAUGGAGACCAGAGCCCUCAGCACACGUCACACAGACACCUCCGCUCCAGACCCAGUUGUGAGCCGUGCCCCUGAUGACCUCCCUCCUCCUCCUCCUCGUGACCCCUGUGACCCCGAGCCCGGACCCCCGGCGGCCCCUGCACAGGAGAGCGCUGUGGGUAAAGUGCUGCUGAGAUCGGCGCCCUCUGCUGGAGGAGACGUGAAGGAGUCCUCAGCUGAUGUGUGUGGAUUCUGUCGUAAGCCGGUGCCUCUGUCCGAACCGGCCAUCGAGGCUCUGAACCGGACGUACCACGCCGUGUGCUUCCAGUGCCGGCAGUGCCACGCUCCCCUGGCAGCCAAGAUCUACUACAACAAGUCUGGCACGCCUCUGUGUGACGACUGCUACCAGGCCAGUCUGGAGCCCUGCUGGGCGUGCGGUGAUGUCAUCAAAGAUCAGGUGAUCCGAGCGCUGGAACGAGCCUAUCACCCGCCCUGCUUCGUGUGCAGCACGUGCAGACAGCCAAUCGGAGAGCAGAGGUUCGCUCAGGGCGAGGUGGGCGAGGUGUACUGCCUGCAGGACUACUACAGGAAGUACGCGCCGCAGUGUCACGUGUGCCGAGAGCUGAUCAUCCCGCGCGAGGACGGAACGGACAGCUUCACCGUGGAGUGUUUGGGUCACUCGUAUCACGAGGACUGUUACCGCUGUGAGGUGUGCAGGGUGCUCCUGUCUCCGGAGCCCAAUGAGGACGGCUGUCACCCGCUGGACGGACAGAUCCUGUGUAAACCGUGUCACGUGUCGCUGAUCCAGAGCGCGCCGCUUUAAACCUGCUGCAGACCAAUGUGAUGAUGACGACACACCGAUUGUAUGAGAAACAGCAGCAUCGGGACCAUUAAUACCUUCUCACAGCACACCAACAUCUCAGAGACGUCUACCAGACGUGUUUUCUGUGAGACGUCUCCUAUCACAUGUCAAACGAAGAUGUUUAUGAUGUAAAAUCCCCAUCUUAGAGAUGUCUGUCAGAUGUUUUCCAGAUCUCUCGCAGACGCACCUGUGCUAUCUUAUCUUUCCUCUGAUUAUAUCUAUGUAUCUGUCAUAUCAGCUGUAGUGUGGUCUUGUGCACUCUUUCUUCUAAUAUGCGCAAAAUGCAAAGCACCAAAGAUAUUUAUGCAGCAGCAGCAACACCAAAGACCCAUAUUCAGUGUUAUUUCCAGUGUAAUAGGAACACACCCGUAUCUGACUCUAAUAAACCACUAAUAUAUGA